CUGGCCCGUCCUCCUCCAGACGGGCCCUCCCUCCCCCACCCCCUCGGGUCACCCGCUCUUGAGUUGGAGAGUCCUGGCUCCCGUUCGGCUCACAGUCCGGGCAACAGAGGAACACGGGAAUGGACACAGAAGGGAGUCAGAGCAGCCUGUCGUCCUCCACGCAGGACUCCCCACACGACCCCUGCAAAAUGUUCGUCGGCGGGUUGAGCUGGCAGACGACACAAGAGGGGCUGAAGGAAUACUUUUGUAAAUUCGGCGAGGUGAAGGAGUGUAUGGUGAUGCGGGAUCCGGUUACGAAGCGGUCGAGGGGGUUUGGAUUUGUCACCUACGUAGACCAGACCGGUGUGGAUAAUGUUUUGGCCCAAAACAGACACGAGCUGGAUUCAAAAACAAUUGACCCUAAGGUGGCCUUCCCACGUAGAGCUCAGCCGAAGCUGGUAACAAGAACAAAGAAGAUCUUUGUUGGAGGACUGUCUGUCAACACCACCAUCGAAGAUGUGAAACAGUAUUUCGAUCAGUUUGGAAAGGUUGAUGACGCGAUGCUAAUGUUUGACAAAACCACCAACAGGCACCGAGGUUUUGGCUUUGUGACCUUUGAGAAUGAAGACGUGGUGGAAAAGGUCUGCGAGAUCCACUUUCACGAGAUCAACAACAAGAUGGUGGAGUGCAAAAAGGCGCAGCCGAAGGAAGUGAUGUCACCGACGGGUACGGCGCGAGGCCGCUCCAGGGUGAUGCCCUACGGCAUGGACGCCUUCAUGCUGGGUAUCGGCAUGCUGGAUCAGCGAUCUAACCACGUCCUCCCGUUUCUCUCUCUUCCUUGUGCUUUUUGUCCCUCGUGUCCUUCUGCACCUCAAUCUGUUCCUUUCCUUUCCUCCUGUGUAGCAGCUACACCCGGCUGUAAGUGCUUCACUGUGUGUGUUUCUGUGCUCAUAGACAUGUCUCUCCUCUGCCGCUUGAAAGCCUCCUUUCAUGGUGUAUGUCAGUGUGUUUGCGUAGAUAGGACUACAUGUGGAAAAACACUCACUGUGUGUGUGUGUGUGUGUGUUGGUUUUUUAGCUCUGAGCUUGUUUACGCUGGGUUUGUUCACAAACCGCUCUUUUGCCGUUUCUGUUCUAGAAUUCCAUUUAGAACGGACACCCCUUCUGACUUCCUCUCACCCCCCAGAGAUCACAGCCAUUCCACUGACGGCCUACGGACCAAUGGCAGCGGCCGCAGCUGCAGCGAUGGUCAGAGGUUCCACCCCCUCACGUACCGCUGGCUUCCUGGGCACCAGCAGCCCUGGGCCAAUGGCAGAACUGUAUGCAGCAGCCAGUCAGGAUUCAGGAAUUAGCGGCUAUAUCAGUGCGGCAAGUCCCGCCCCCAGCACAGGGUUCGGACAUGGACUUGGGGGUCCUUUGAUUGCAACGGCCUUUACCAAUGGCUACCACUGAGGGGCGUCCAAUCAGAGUCCAGUGUGGGAGGAGAAACUCACGCACUUGUGAACCGCGAGCACCGCUGACGACGUGACAUGCUUAUGGGACGAACCCCAUGGGCGGCUGCGGUCCCCCCUGACUCCGCUCUGGAGUUUCCACCUUUUCUUAUUCUCUAUUCUCUACUAACAUCACUUUUCGUUUUCCUCAUCCCGUAUUUUCUUCCUGAUGUAUCCAACUCGUUUAUGAUAUGCUGCCGUCUUUUGAAAGAAAAAAAUGAAGAAAAAAAAAAAACAGUCAAAACAAUAUUGUUUGAUUGUAUGUGCGGAAACACGCAAGGAAUUUCGUUUCCCCGGAUUUUUAUUUUGACAAGUUUUUCUGCAUUUGUUAUGUAUUUUUGCUGACUGUGUUUUUAUGU
Molecule: messenger RNA, 1827 nt
Organism: Sinocyclocheilus grahami
Lineage: Eukaryota; Metazoa; Chordata; Actinopteri; Cypriniformes; Cyprinidae
Product: RNA-binding protein Musashi homolog 1-like
Exons: 13
Coding region: 120-1430 (436 amino acids)
Biological process (GO): central nervous system development; regulation of translation
Cellular component (GO): cytoplasm
Molecular function (GO): mRNA binding
Source: RefSeq, a predicted model, not a curated record